Messenger RNA from Cyclopterus lumpus (lumpfish), 1131 nucleotides. RefSeq names its product guanine nucleotide-binding protein G(o) subunit alpha-like. The record is from RefSeq and is a predicted model, not a curated record. Gene Ontology annotation, cellular component: heterotrimeric G-protein complex. Gene Ontology annotation, molecular function: guanyl nucleotide binding; G protein-coupled receptor binding; GTPase activity. The transcript has 10 exons. NCBI's taxonomy places the organism in Eukaryota, Metazoa, Chordata, Actinopteri, Perciformes, Cyclopteridae. Bases 1 to 1131 code for a protein of 376 amino acids. Gene Ontology annotation, biological process: adenylate cyclase-modulating G protein-coupled receptor signaling pathway.
AUGUUUUGCUGCCUUAGCACACUUCCUGUCCCGCUGCAGAUCUGCAUGGGGAUGUGCCUGCACCAGGAUGUCACAGAAGAGGGUAAAAAAGCAAAACUCCAGAGCUCUAAAAUAGAGCAAGACCUUUGGGAUCAUGCCAGGACCGAGGUGAACGUGGUGAAAAUCCUCAUGCUCGGAGCCGCAGAGAGUGGAAAGACGACCCUGAUCAAACAGAUCAAGAUUAUCCACAGUCAGGGCUUCUCCAAACGGGAGCUCCUCAGUUUCAAGGCUGCAGUACUGGACAACCUGCUGACCUCUAUUAAGGUGGUUCUUCGUGGAAUGGGGAUGCUGAGGAUUAACCUGGCGAACAAGAAGAACAAGAUGCGCGCUCGCUCCAUCCUGUCCUGCAGUCAGUGUUUGGGGGACGACCAGGAACUGCUUCCUUUCGUGGCGCACGCAUUGUGCGCGCUUUGUGCCGACCAAGGGGUGCGAGCAGCCGCAGCCAGAGGUUACGAGUUUGAGCUGAAUGACUCUGCACUCUACUUCUUUGACAAUAUUGGUCGAAUCAUCGCUCCCAAAUACGUUCCCACAGAGACCGAUGUUCUGAGAGUGAGAGUGAGGACCUGUGGCAUCAUUGAGACGCAGUUUCAACUUAAUGAAAUUAUCUUUCGGUUGUAUGACGUCGGCGGCCAGCGGAGCGAGAGGAGGAAAUGGCUCGGCUGCUUUGACUGUAUUCAGGCCGUGCUGUUUGUCGUGGCCCUCAGCAGCUACGAUUUGACACAGACGGAGGACCCUUCAGUGAAUCGACUGCAGGAAAGUCUCGAACUUUUUACAUCCGUCUGCACCAACACCGUCUUUAGGAGCACUUCACUGAUUCUGUUCAUGAACAAAACGGACCUUUUCCGGGAUAAGAUCCUGCACUCUGGAAGACACUUAAGAUUUUACCUUUCUAGUUACAAAGGAGCAGAUGCUGAAGUGGACGCUGCAGCCCACCACAUCGCUGCCAUGUUCUCCUCGUGUAGCUGCAGUCCAGACGAACCCGUGUACCACCACUUCACCACCGCCACCGACACCACCAACGUACAGGUGGUGUUCCACAUGGUCAUAGAUCAGGUGAUGAAGGGGAAUCUAGCAGCUGUCCAGCUCCUGUAA